Drosophila ananassae is the source of this 443-nucleotide messenger RNA. RefSeq lists its product as uncharacterized. The transcript has a single exon. The record is from RefSeq and is a predicted model, not a curated record. Bases 88 to 366 code for a protein of 92 amino acids. NCBI's taxonomy places the organism in Eukaryota, Metazoa, Arthropoda, Insecta, Diptera, Drosophilidae.
GCUGGCCAGCUAUAAAACGGUCUGCCCAUCCGGCAAUCGGCAUCAGUUUCAUUUGUCACUCAGCAAAUCAAAACCAACCAAGCCAAGAUGUUCAAGUUCCUCGCCGUCGCCCUGUUCGCCCUGAUCGCCUGCGUCGCCGCCAAGCCCGGAAUCGUGGCUCCCCUGGCCUACUCCGCCCCUCUGGUGGCUGCUCCUUCGGCGGCUGUCUACACCCGGGAGUACCACGGCAACUUCGCAGCUCCCUACGUGGCAGCCUCUCCCUACGUGGCCUCCCCCUACGUGGCAUCUCCCUACGUGGCAUCCCCCUAUGUGGCGUCUCCCUAUGUGGCUGCCCCCUACACUGCUCCUCUGCUGCUGAAGAAGUAGGUUUCAAUACUGGAUAUGGACUGGAUAACUGAAUAUUAAAAAUGAUCAAAUAAUAAAAUAACUAAUAGAAACGAAAA